CGGAUCCCCGUCGCCGUUGCCGACGAAAUCCCCCUCGCCACCAUCUCCGCCGUCGCCAUCAUCCCCACCACCGCAGCAGCAAUGUUGCCCUUCCUGCUUCUUCUACUCCUCUCUACCUCCUUCUCCGUCUCCGCCAAGCUCUCGGUCGACUACUACAACACCUCCUGCCCCCGCGUCCACCAGAUCAUCUCCGACAUCAUCACCACCAAACAGAUCAACAGCCCCACUACCGGCGCCGGCGUCCUCCGCCUCUUCUUCCACGACUGCUUCGUCUCCGGCUGCGACGCCUCCGUCCUCAUCUCCUCCAAUAACUUCAACGUCGCCGAGCGCGACGCCGACAUCAACCAUUCCCUUCCCGGCGACGCAUUCGACGCCAUCGUCCGUGCCAAGGCUUCCCUCGAGCUCCAAUGCCCCGGCAUCGUCUCCUGCGCCGAUAUCCUCGCGAUCGCCACUCGAGAUCUCGUCUCCAUGCUCGGCGGCCCCUUUUACCCCAUCCGCCUUGGCCGCAAGGACUCCUUCACCUCCACCGCCGCUUACGUUGAGUCCAAUCUCGCUCGCCCUAACACAUCUAUUGAUAAAAUCAUCCAUCUAUUCGCAUCCAAGGGUUUCACCAUCCGAGAUUUCGUCGCUCUCUCCGGCGCUCACACCGUGGGAUUCUCACAUUGCACUGAAUACGCCAACCGGAUCUUCAACUUCAAUAAUGGCGGUCCAUUCGCUUAUGAUCCGACCAUGAAUCCUCGUUUCGCCCAGGCUUUGCAGAAGGCAUGUGCGAAUUACCUCAAGGAUCCCACCAUCGCGACAUUCAACGACAUCAUGACGCCGGGUAAGUUCGAUAACUUGUAUUACCAAAAUCUGCUGAGGGGAUUAGGGCUUCUCGCCACGGAUCAGAAGUUAGCAUCGGAUCCGCGGACGGCGCCAUUGGUGAAGCUUUAUGCUGAAAACCAGAACGUAUUCUUCGAGGACUUUGCUCACUCGAUGCAAAAGCUCAGUAUCUAUGGUGUCAAGACCGGAAGGAACGGUGAGGUUCGCCGGAGGUGCGAUGCUUUCAAUAACCUCUCAGGUUAGGCAAUCGUGCUCUUUGUCAUAGAUUGGGCUACAGAAAAUUGGAGAAAAUGUGAAUGCAUUCUUAAUUAACGAAUUUGGGCGUACUGUGAUUUGAACUUUGUGCUGUCUAUUUAUGCUUUAUUUAUUUUUUUAAGUUUUUUAUUGUAAUAUGUUACUGGUUUUCUGAACAAAAGGGGAGAAUCAGAAGAUAGAGACAGAGAAAAAGAAAGUGAUUGAGAGAAAAGAAGAUGGAAUGAAGCUAAUGUUUUUUUCUUUUUUUUUUUCCUAUUUCCAUUAUAAAUAUAUAAGCUUUAUGCCCCAUUUUUAUCAUCUGUUGGUCUGCAUGGUCAAUGGCUAAUUCAUGUGUUUAUUAUAAUUUAC
Phalaenopsis equestris is the source of this 1425-nucleotide messenger RNA. RefSeq names its product peroxidase 31-like. The transcript has a single exon. The record is from RefSeq and is a predicted model, not a curated record. The coding region runs from base 82 to 1065 and encodes 327 amino acids. Gene Ontology annotation, molecular function: heme binding; peroxidase activity. NCBI's taxonomy places the organism in Eukaryota, Viridiplantae, Streptophyta, Magnoliopsida, Asparagales, Orchidaceae. Gene Ontology annotation, biological process: hydrogen peroxide catabolic process; response to oxidative stress.